Pararge aegeria (speckled wood butterfly) is the source of this 2725-nucleotide messenger RNA. It is a transcript of the gene Ctps, whose product is annotated as CTP synthase. Gene Ontology annotation, molecular function: identical protein binding; CTP synthase activity. Lineage: Eukaryota; Metazoa; Arthropoda; Insecta; Lepidoptera; Nymphalidae. The transcript is spliced from 10 exons. Bases 103 to 1920 code for a protein of 605 amino acids. Gene Ontology annotation, cellular component: cytoplasm; cytoophidium. The record is from RefSeq and is a predicted model, not a curated record. Gene Ontology annotation, biological process: CTP biosynthetic process; pyrimidine nucleobase biosynthetic process.
AUUCAUGUUUAUAUUUUGUCGUGAGGUGCAUGGUUUUUAAUUGCGCGUGUAAUUUUUUUUGGUUAUACUGUACCUGUAUAUUAAAAGAAUAUUUUUCUUUUUAUGAUUACAACCAUGCCUGACAUGAAAUAUAUUUUAGUUACGGGUGGUGUUAUAAGUGGAGUAGGAAAAGGUGUCAUUGCCAGUUCUUUUGGAACAAUUUUGAAAAGCUGUGGAAUUGAUGUGACUUCUAUUAAAAUUGACCCAUAUAUCAAUAUCGACGCAGGAACUUUCUCCCCUUACGAACACGGUGAAGUUUACGUAUUAGAUGACGGUGGUGAGGUAGACCUUGAUCUUGGCAACUAUGAACGCUUUCUGGAUAUAACGUUGCACCGGGAUAACAACAUUACUACAGGCAAAAUAUAUCAACAGGUUAUAGAGCGAGAGCGCCGUGGCGACUACCUCGGAAAAACCGUGCAAGUUAUCCCACACAUUACUGAUGCCAUACAAGAAUGGGUGCAGAGAGUAGCUCACAUUCCUGUAACACCAGAAAACACACCUCCAAUGGUCUGUAUUGUAGAAUUGGGUGGUACUAUAGGGGACAUAGAAGGAAUGUCUUUUGUCGAAGCAUUUAGACAGUUCCAGUUCAGAGUAAAAAGAGAGAACUUUUGCUGUGCUCAUGUGUCUUUAGUGCCAAUGCCAAAAUCAACAGGGGAGCCAAAAACUAAACCAACACAGUCAUCUGUGCGUGAACUUCGGGGUCUUGGACUAUCACCAGAUCUAAUAUUGUGUCGUUCCGAAAAACCUAUUAACCACAAUGUUAAAGAAAAGAUAUCCAACUUCUGCCAUGUUGGUCCAGAACAGGUGAUCUGUGUUCAUGACUUGACAUCAGUGUAUCAUGUCCCAUUGCUGAUGGAAAACCAGGGAGUUGUCCAAUAUUUGAAUGAUAGACUGCAACUUAACAUUUCAAUGCCACGCCCAGGCAGAUUUAUGCAAAAGUGGCGAAAUCUUGCUAAACGAGUUGAUAACCUCAGACGCGAAGUUAACAUUGCACUCGUAGGAAAAUACACAAAGUUAGAGGAUAGCUACGCGAGCGUUACAAAGGCUUUACAACACGCCUGUAUUGCAGCGGGGUGUAAGCUAAUCUUGACCUACAUUGAAGCAGUCAAUUUAGAGAAGCAGACAAAGAUUGACGACCCUGUUGCAUAUCACAAAGCAUGGCAAGACUUAUGUAAAAGCGAUGGCAUCAUAGUACCUGGUGGUUUCGGUCAAAGAGGUAUAGAAGGCAAAAUUGAAGCUUGCCAAUGGUGCAGAGAAACUCAAAAGCCCAUGCUAGGUAUAUGCCUCGGUUUACAGGCGGCUGUGAUAGAGUUUGCCAGAAACGUGCUUGGUUUGAAAGGUGCAAACAGCACUGAAGUGAACCCGGACUGUGAUGAUAAACUUGUGAUUGACAUGCCGGAACACCACCCUGGAAAUCUUGGUGGUACUAUGAGGCUGGGCAAGAGGAAAACAUAUUUGGAACCUUCCAUUGUAUCUAAAUUGUACAAGAAAGACGAGAUAGAAGAGCGUCACAGGCAUCGAUACGAGGUUAAUCCGGAAUACAUCGAGCGCCUCGAAGCAAGCGGCCUGCGUUUUGUGGGGAAGGACUCUACCCGUACUCGUAUGGAAGUAGCAGUGGUCGAGACACACCCGUACUACGUGUCGGUUCAGUUCCAUCCCGAGUAUCUCUCUCGUCCGCUUUCUCCCAGUCCACCGUUUAUGGGUUUAAUACUUGCUUCUAUUGGCAAAUUGAAGAAUUACUUGUCUAAAGGUUGCCGCCUCAGCCCACGAAACCAGUCCGACGUCAGCUCAGAUGAAGAGGAUAUAUCAAUAUCUUCUUUGAGUUUGAUAGAUGAAAGGGGGGUAGUUGAAAAUGGCAAACCAGCUAACGGUGUCCAUUAAUAUUGUUUAAGUACACAUACUAAUAAAAAAUAAUUAUUAUAAGAGAAAAAUACGUUUAAGAUAUAAAACCUAGAUUCUAAGCUAAAUAGCUGUCUAUUUGCCCUGUGUUAAAUGAACUCAAGAAGUUACUUGUUUUAUUAUUUACUUUUUAGUUUAUAGAUGAUAUACUUAUUUUUUCGGAACUAAUGUUUCGAAACUAAAAUGUCAUAUUUAUGUAUUUUUAAUUGUUUUGUAAUAUACUACGUAGCAGAGAAGUAGGUACGUGGAAAAUAAACUCAACUAAAGUUAAAUAAAAGCCAGCAUGUUUUAUAUGUUUCUAUAAGUUCUUUAGAUUUAAUAUAUAUUAUUAUAGAUACAGUUUUUUUGAUAAGUCAGUUUUUCGUAAAUGAACUAGUUAUUUACUUUAAGGUAUGAAGAUGAAUUUUAUGCAUUACAUAAUAUAUUGUGAUAUAUAUCUGUUCAUGAGACCCGAAUAUUAGUUUAUGAGUUCGCAUUUUAAAAUAAAUUGAAGAUAAUUUUAUAAUAUCUAACCGAUUUCUACAAAUGUUUUAUUAGUAAUGUUUUCGAAUUUUAAUAACGUUCUAGAUAAUAAUAUAGUCACUUAUGCACAUUGAAAUCAUAUCUUAUACAACGUGUAAACGAAUUACGAAAUACUGUUAAGCGUUGCUUAAGUAUAUUUCAAAAGGAAUUAUUCUGUAAAAAUAUUAAAUCAAAAGCAGCAUAUCUAUUUUUCAAGUGUUGUUACUUAUGACAACCCAAUUGAAGAUAAAAGCCCGACACGGGCAUAGUACCAACGCUGUGCGAC